This is a messenger RNA of Metarhizium album ARSEF 1941, 2526 nucleotides long. Its product is annotated as MRD1-like protein. The record is from RefSeq and is a predicted model, not a curated record. Gene Ontology annotation, molecular function: RNA binding. The coding region runs from base 1 to 2526 and encodes 841 amino acids. Lineage: Eukaryota; Fungi; Ascomycota; Sordariomycetes; Hypocreales; Clavicipitaceae. The transcript has 3 exons.
AUGUCUUCUUCUAGAGUUUUUAUCAAAGGCCUGCCGCCCAACAUUACGGAGGCCGAGUUCCGUAAACAUUUCUCUUCUGGAAAUCGAGAGAUCACCGAUGUCAAACUGCUAGCCCAGCGUCGGAUAGGAUACGUGGGCUACAAGAGCGCGACUGAUGCCGCUGGUGCUGUCAAAUACUUCAAUCGAUCAUACAUCCGCAUGUCUAAGAUAUCAGUCGAGACUGCCCGGCCCAUCUCAGACCCAGCCUCGAGAAAAGGACACAAUGGUUCCUGCAACUUUGGUGCGCCGGAACAUCAUACUGCACGCUCAACUUCUGACCAUGAUGUAAACCCGAAGAAGCGAAAGCGACAGGAACAGGAAACCGCUGACCCGAAGCUGCGGGAGUUUCUGCAGGUCAUGAGGUCUGGUCGAGAAGGCGCUGUUGCAGAUGACCCAAAUUCUGCAGUCGCAGCAGAUAAUACGCUCAAUUCUGGAGGGCUUAGUGUCCCAGAGGGGGAAAGCGAUGACGAGUAUGAACAAGUCCCAUCGAGACAAGAGAAGUCGAGAAGGAUAGAGUCCCGUCAGAACAAGUCAGACAAUGUUCCUCGACAACCACCACUUCGGGAUGUCAAGACUUCUAAAGAAGUUACGUUCGAGGAGGCUGGCGAGGACAAGGUCGAGGCAAUUGAUUCAGAGAUGACCGACCAAGGUCCAUCACCAGCUGGCGCGACCGACGACGAUUGGUUGCGAUCUCGGACCAACAGACUGCUGGACCUAGCUGACCCGGAUGACCUUGCCUCUAGAGCAGUGCUCAGCCGGGUGGAUGGUACGACAAAGCAAGACACGGAGAAUGACGGACUGUCGUCGCAUUCCUCCGAUGAGGUGACACCCAAUACAACUGCUGAUUUGGCGACAAGGAAGGAGACUGUGACGGACGACGCUGCUGAAACCAUCCAUCGCACGUCUCGGCUUUUCGUCAGGAACCUGCCUUACAGCGCCACUGAAGAUGAUAUACGGGAGACGUUCGACAGGUUUGGCACACUCCUAGAGGUCCAUUUACCUUUGACUGCUGCUGGGGCAACAAAGGGUUUUGCUCUAGUUCUUUUUGCAGACUCGUCUGACGCCGUCAGGGCAUUCCAGGAACUGGAUGGGGUAACCUUCCAAGGGCGUAUCCUCCACAUCAUUCCAGCCAGCGCGAAACGAGAGCAGGGAUUGGAUGAAUUUGCCGUAUCCAAGUUGCCUUUGAAGAAACAAAACAUGAUACGUAAGAAAGCAGAGGCAGCUUCUAGCAGCUUUAACUGGAACUCUCUCUACAUGAGCCAGGAUGCUGUCAACGCCUCCAUUGCGAGCCGGCUGGGUGUCUCGAAAUCCGAGAUGCUCGAUCCUACAUCGGCCGAUGCCGCCAUCAAGCAGGCCAUCGCAGAGACUACAGUCAUACAGGAGACAAAGGCUUACUUUGCUGCCAAUGGGGUGGACCUGGACGCCUUCAAGUCGCGGAGGCGGGGUGAUACCACCAUCUUGGUAAAGAACUUUCCAUUCGGAACUACCAUGGAGGAACUUCGCAAAAUGUUUGAGGAGCAUGGAAAAGUGCUCGAGGUGCUCAUGCCCCCUGCAGGUACUAUCGCUAUUGUCCAGUUCGCACAUGCAAACCAUGCCAAGGCCGCUUUUGGUAAGCUCGCAUACAGACGAAUCAAGGAUAGUGUACUCUUCCUGGAGAAGGCACCGAAGGACUUGCUCAGAAGAGACAUCUCGGAGCAGAUCAGCCGGACAACCGAUCAACAGGCAACAGGGGUGCAAAAGCUUACCGUCAGUGACUUGUUGUCAGGCGGUGAUAAGGCGGAUGAUAUGGAAACGACGUCUCUGUUUAUCCGCAAUUUAAACUUUGCCACAACCACUAGCAGGCUGGCUGAGGCUUUCGAGUCUCUCGACGGAUUCGUGUCAGCUAGGGUCAAAACGAAAAUGGACCCCAAGAAACCCGGCCAAACGCUUAGCAUGGGGUUUGGUUUCGCAGAGUUUCGAUCUAAGACCCAAGCCAAGGCAGCUCUCCGGGUGAUGGAUGGGCAUGUACUGGAUGGCCACACUCUGGGCGUGAAGGCGUCGCAUAAGGGCCAAGAUGCGGCCGAAGACAGACGGCGGGAUGAUCGAGCGAAAAAGGCGGCGGCGCAAAGGACCAAGAUCGUCAUCAAGAACCUGCCCUUUCAAGCCACAAAACAAGACGUGAGGUCACUGUUCGGGACGUACGGCCAGCUCAGGUCGGUCCGCGUUCCGAAGAAGGCUGACUUUACCGCAAGAGGCUUUGCAUUUGCCGACUUUGUCAGUCCUCGAGAGGCGGAGAACGCACUAAACGCCCUCAAGGACACUCAUCUUCUCGGGCGGCGCCUAGUACUGGACUUUGCAGAGGCCGAGGCCGUCGACGCCGAGGAGGAGAUCGAGAAGAUGCAGCGCAAAGUAGGGGGCCAAGUCAAUAAAGUAGCCCUUCAGCAACUCACUGGCGGAGGGAGGAAAAGGGUCACUAUUGGCAACGACGAGGAGGAGCUCGACGGCUAG